AUGACUUCAACGCCAUCUUCUUCUAGCCAUAUCAAUGGAGUGACCAUUGAGAACGCCUUUCCCACUCCUCCCACAGUUGAGAAUGCCAGCGACACAUUGUUUCGACUCAGAGGCACAAUUUCACCCCCACCGAAGAGAUUCAUGGCACUGGAACGCGCUCAGUCAACUCCUCCUGAAAUAACCCAUGCCAAUCAAUUCGGCAUCUUGACCAGGAGCGCAGGUGGACAGUUGUCGGAUGUGGCGAGCCUGGAAAGUUCAUGGCAGCGACUGAACCUGUCAAGAAAACGAAGUCAAUACUAUAGCGACGCAUUUGCUUAUCGUGAACCAAAUAACACUGCGAAAGAGCGUGUGGCGAAAGACGCGGUGAUCCAGGCCGAGAUCAAGUUGAAUUGCUGUCUUGAAUCAGAAAACGACUUCCUCAUCGAUGUCUCAUGGAGGCUGUCCGAAAUCUACCAUCGUCCAGCUUCUUGCAUAAUGGUCUCCGUCACAGCACAAGUUUCAAUGCUUCUGGGAGGUAAUUCCGAACCAGCUUACCACUUCGCCAUCACCGCUUUGUCUCCGGAGAUAGCAGCUACAAAGAACAAAAGAAACACACAUCUUAUCCAAGACUUCAUGCUUGAUUUGGUCCAGAUUCCCCCACGACGAGGAAUCGUCCAGUUUGAGGCAGUCGCGGAGGAGAAUCUUGCCACCAAUGGAAUUACGACGUUGCAAGAGAUUGAACAUCUUGAAAGGGAAUCGAGCGAAGGGGAUGGUCGCUUGAGGGCGCUCAGUAGAAAGAGCAAAAAAAGCAAGAAGUCGACUGCUCCAGCUUUCACGGAACGACUCAGGGCUAGUAUUCCUUCACUUCGGGCGACCACUCCUUCACAGCAGGUGUUCAGUACGGUCGGAGCGGGAGAGACAAAAUCAACAGGAACAAGCGGACUAGGUAGAAAACGGGUUAAAAAGAGGCAGAGUAUCAUGGCCUUUUUCAAGAGGUGA
Messenger RNA from Exophiala viscosa, 978 nucleotides. Its product is annotated as Tautomerase/MIF superfamily. Bases 1 to 978 code for a protein of 325 amino acids. The record is from RefSeq and is a predicted model, not a curated record. The transcript is spliced from 2 exons. Gene Ontology annotation, molecular function: phenylpyruvate tautomerase activity. NCBI's taxonomy places the organism in Eukaryota, Fungi, Ascomycota, Eurotiomycetes, Chaetothyriales, Herpotrichiellaceae.